Humulus lupulus (European hop) is the source of this 541-nucleotide messenger RNA. RefSeq lists its product as uncharacterized. The coding region runs from base 198 to 401 and encodes 67 amino acids. The record is from RefSeq and is a predicted model, not a curated record. NCBI's taxonomy places the organism in Eukaryota, Viridiplantae, Streptophyta, Magnoliopsida, Rosales, Cannabaceae. The transcript has a single exon.
UUUCUUUCUCAUUUCAAAAUCCAGACUCUUCUACAACUCCCAAAAUCUCAUCACACAGGAAUCUAUAAAUACCCUUAAAACAUAAAGUUGUUUAAAGAAAACAAAUAAUUGCAGAAAUCCAUCGAGAGAAUCAAAUUGGUGAUCACCACAGACAGAGGGCAACUUCUUCUUCUUCUUCUUAAUCUACAAAACAAGCCAUGUUUUUUGUGUGCGUAAGCGAUGUGAACGAAAGGGUUCUGUCGAGCCAAACUGUGCCUGGUAAUUGUCCCUUCUGCGGAGGAAUGAUUCGGGCCUUAGAUGUUCAGAGUCAAUGGAGGUUAUGCUUUAUCCCUCUUUUCUGGAAAACCAAACGUAAACUCUUAUGUACCGUCUGCAACCAACGACUCGUCGCUCAGUACUGAUUGUUAUUCUUCCUUUUUGUAUCAUAAAUUGUAGUUGUUGUUAAUAUUGUUAUAUAUUUUUUCAUUGCCCAUGUAAUUUAUUUUAUUUUAAUUAAUAACAAAGCAGCAAAAAUAUUAAUACCAAAAACCCUUCAAGAUUA